Penicillium cosmopolitanum is the source of this 1092-nucleotide messenger RNA. Its product is annotated as putative RING finger domain protein. Gene Ontology annotation, cellular component: nucleus. Lineage: Eukaryota; Fungi; Ascomycota; Eurotiomycetes; Eurotiales; Aspergillaceae. Bases 1 to 1092 code for a protein of 363 amino acids. The record is from RefSeq and is a predicted model, not a curated record. Gene Ontology annotation, molecular function: ubiquitin protein ligase activity. The transcript has 4 exons.
AUGGCGCACUCAAAGCGCAACACCUCCCUCCCACACUUCACAUCCUACGAGCGAAGCCUACUACGCUCAACAUGGGGCACAAAGCGCAGCGUAAUAGGCCGAGACUCAUUCCUUCCCUUCGCAUCCUGCAAACUCUGUCUCCAACCCGCCCGAUCACCAGUAGUAUCCUGUUCUACAAACGGCGACCUUUUCUGUCGCGAGUGCGCCAUCGCCGACCUGCUCGCGCAAAGGCAGGAAAUUAAACGCGGCGAGCGCGAGCGUGAUGAGGCGAAGAAACGUCUUGCGGAGGAUGAUGAGCGCAUGGCUGAUGAGGCUAGGGCUAAAGAUUUGAGAGAGUUUGAACUUGUUUCUAUGGGUGGGGAUGCGAAGGAGGAGGAAGAGGCAAUUGCGCGAUUUAAGGCGAGAGAGGUCGAGGUUGAUGGUGUUAAAAGGAAGGUUUUUGAAUUAAAUGAGAAGGAUAUGGAGCGCGUUGCGCGGGAGGAGAGGGAGAGGUUGAGGGAUGAGUUGAAGAAGGAGAAGUCUGAAUCAAGCAAAUCCGCCCUACCCUCUUUCUGGGUUCCAUCCCUAACGCCAAAUACCGACGCCAAUGAAAUCGCCGCCAGCAAAGCCGUUAAAUUGGCGCCAAUUUGUCCCGGGUCCUCCGAGACCCAUAAGCAUACUUAUUCGCUGAAGUCGUUGGUUGAGGUUCAUUUUACUGAGGAGAAGGGUUCUGAUGGGACGGUUUCUCGGGUUUGUCCGAGUUGUAAGAAGAAUCUUAGUAAUGGGUUGAAAGCUAUGCUCACAAAACCAUGCGGUCAUGUCAUCUGUCAACCAUGCGUUACGAAAUUCAUGACUCCACACGCUGUCCUGGAUCCGCAUGCCUCGAAGGAAGAACAGGCUCAGCAUGGGCUGGUACUGUGUUAUGUUUGUGAGACGGAUCUUACGACUCGUGAGGAGAAGUCUAAGGAUGCGGAUGGGUCGAAGAAGAAGUCUAAGAAGAAGGAUAAGGAUGCUGUUAAGCCUGGUCUUGUUGAGGUUAGCUCUGAGGGGACGGGCUUUGCGGGUGGUGGUGGGAAUGUGGCUACUAAGACUGGUGUUGCUUUUCAGUGUUGA